AUCAUCAUCCGCAAACACACUUUCCUACCUAUCCACCUUCGCUUUCCUCAGGCCGACACUCGCUAUAGUGCCAUCUUCAGACAAUCUAUAAUACUUAAUCUCAACCCAACCCAACUUCUACAUAAUAUAAUCAAAGAACCGACAAAGCGAAACUGACAAGAUGCGUUAUUCUUUCAUCGCCGGUGCCAUCAUCGGGUCGACCUUUGCCAGUCCCGUCGCUCAAUAUGGCUAUUACCCUGCAGUCACGCCUUCCGGCUACUCUGCAUCAUCGACUCCCGUAGUCAGCCCACCUUACCCGACCAGCACGCAGACACCAAGCUCUUACGCGGCGUCAACUCCAGCGUCAAGCUCAGCACCAGUUAGCUCUUCAGCCUACAAUGCUUCACCUCCAAGCUCAAGCGUUGUGGUUCUCUCCUCAUCCAGCACACCAUGCAGCAGCUCGACAGAGUACUCCCACGGACCCUCCUCUUCCGUGCCUCACCCGAUGGCGUCCUCUUCCGUACCUUACCCAGUGGCGUCCUCUUCAGUGCCUUACCCAGUAGCAUCCUCUUCCGUACCUAACCCGGUGGCAUCUUCUUCGAUGCCCCAGGGUACUGGAUACCUUCCAGUGAAGCCUUCCUCCACCCUGCCCCACGGCUACCUUCCAGUACAGCCUUCCUCCACGAUGCCCUACGGCACUGGCUAUAUUCCAGUCAAGCCUACAUCUACGACGCCCGCGGCGCCUGGAACUACUGAGUACCCUCACUCUGAUGUUACUACUACCUACGUAACCACCGUGACAGGUUUCGUUCCUUGCAGCACUUCUGUUGGACAGAACGAGCAUUCGGUCCCGGUUUACUCAACCUACUUGACGGCAAGCUACACAACCGUAACUCUUACAUCGACCAUCCAUGGAUGCGGAGACAAGUGUCCCACGCCUACUCCCCAGGUACCAAAGCCAACCACCGUUGUGCCUGUCCAUACCGAUGUGACUCCUGCCCCUGGCCACCCUUACCCAGCUGAGACCAAGUCGGUCUACCCAGACAAUGUGCCCCACCCCGCUGAGUCCUCCAAGCCCCAGCCUUCCGCUGUUUCUGGGUGCCCGGCUCCUCAAACCGUCACCAAGACUGAGGUUUACACCGUAACCGUCGGCAAUGGCUACACUCCUGUUCCCACAGGCCCGGUCACCACCAUCGUCGUCACUGAGGCUGGACAUCCCCAGACAUACACGGUCACUCUCCCAGGGCCCAAGCCCACCACCACCGCUGAGGGACCCAAGCCCUCCGCUUCUUCCACCAAGACUAAUUCCCACGGAGCGCAACCGCCAUACCCUACCUCCAAGCCUCACCAGUCCGCUACCCCAUCUGCCGGUACUUCCAUGAGCUACGAGACCUCAUCUGCUCCCUACCCUACUGUCAAGCCUUCAUCUGGAACCUCGAUGAGCUAUGCGACCUCGUCCGCCCCGUACCCAGUCCACACCCCUAGCUCCUCGUCAACCCCUAUCCCAUCAUCUACCAGUGUGAAGCCCACUUACGUCAAGCCCACGGAAACCAAGUCAUACCCUGCGAGCACUCCUUCAUCUUCCGCUUCGCCGACUCCCCAGCCCAGCGGUUACGGAGCCGCUUACCCAGGCGGCUACGGCGGAUACGGAAACUACUAAAUGUAGUCGAUGAUCAAGUCGAGACGAUUUCCUUCAUUUCCGAGCAACGAUUUUAGGGUGCACAGGUGUUUGUUACAGUAACUGCGGUAGCUGUAGCCCCUCUUUUAGCAGGGAAUUCACUCCUUCACCUAGAUAGCCACGGCGUUUUUGUGAUUCACGGUCAUGUCUGACAAGCCCUCUAAUGCUUAGAUGUUUAUAUUCGGUUCAUAGCAUAUAGAUCUUACGAUGGACAUUUGAAUUUAACUGGAAAACUAUAAAAUAUCUAACUUUCGUCCCUCCUUCAAUUUCUCUUCAUCAACUAUCCUCCAUGCCAACCGUGACGUACUUCAUCUGUCGU
This is a messenger RNA of Pyrenophora tritici-repentis Pt-1C-BFP, 1976 nucleotides long. RefSeq names its product RNA-binding protein Puf family, translational repressor. The record is from RefSeq and is a predicted model, not a curated record. Lineage: Eukaryota; Fungi; Ascomycota; Dothideomycetes; Pleosporales; Pleosporaceae.